Molecule: messenger RNA, 2172 nt
Organism: Naegleria lovaniensis
Lineage: Eukaryota; Heterolobosea; Eutetramitea; Acrasida; Naegleriidae
Exons: 1
Coding region: 1-2172 (723 amino acids)
Molecular function (GO): protein binding
Source: RefSeq, a predicted model, not a curated record
AUGUCUACAAAAAAAGCUCCCUCAACAACACCACAACGUAAAAAGAUACAACUCAAAGUAGAUGAAAACAAUACUCCCGAAAGUGUAUUGGUGGAGUAUAUUCGAGUGGGACAAACGGAGGACAUUGAACAAUUAUUUAAGGAUUAUUUAAUCGAUCCAAAUUUUCCAAUUUACGACAAGUCUACCUCUACUACAAACGAUGCGGAAAAGGUAGUUGUAGACUACCCUUUUACAUUGGCAGCUCGGAAUCGAUUCAACGAUGUUGUACAGGUGCUGGUUAAAAACAAGGCCAAUAUUAAUUGUAAAAUCAAUGGAGAUAAUGUUCUUCAUAUAGCUGUUUCCAACAAUGACGAAAGCUUCCUUAGAGCAAUGCUUGAGGUGGAAGUUGUGCAUCCAACGAAAAAGGAAAUUGUAAAAAAAAUAGAUAUCGAUGGUAGGAAUGAUAAGAACUUGAGGCCAAUCGAUAUUGCUAUCAAUAAUAACUCUACCACUUUAAUCAAAAUUCUGCUGGAGCAUGGAGCUGAAUUCGAGUUUGAUGAGCCUCUCGAACAUUCCAAUCAUACACUUCUUCAUACAUCUGCCAUAGAAGGAGAUGUCAAGAGAUUGGCAUGCUUGUUGGAGUUAGGCCAGUCUCCUUACAAGAAGGACAUGACAACAGGUAGAAACAUUUUGCAUUUUGCUGUCCUUAAUAAUAGAAAAGAAUUUGUAGAAUAUUAUUUGAAAAUGAAACUGGAUGUAUCGUUGCUGUACUCUACCGACCUUAAUGGACAGACACCAAUUCACGAAUGCUGCAAUUUAGAAAACUGGGAAAUGUUGAAGCUAUUCAUGACAAAAUUCAAUUUUGAUAUUAAUUACUUGUUUCCAGAUGGUCUUUCUCUGCUCCAUAGAUUUGCAUUUAUGAAAAAACAAGACUUGUGUGACAAACUUGUUGGACUCAAGGCUAAGAUUAACAAUUUGGACAAGUUUGGUAACACUCCUUUGCAUUGGGCCUGUAGUUCAGGAUCUAUAUCGUUAACAACCUACUUUUUAGAGAAGAAACUAAGCUCAAAUGAUCAAAACUGUGUUGGGAAUUCAUGUCUACAUGUGUCAUGCUAUCAUGGCUUUGUGGACAUUACCGAGCUACUACUCGCAGACAAGAAAAUUCAAAUCAAUAUUUUGAACAAGGAUCAUCGAUCACCACUCAUGGAAGCAGUUUCAAGAGGUCAUUUAAAAAUUGUAGAGAUUCUUCUUUCUAAAGGAGCCAAUAUCCAUGAGGAGGACAAUAAGGGGAUGACCAGCCUUCAAAUUGCUCUCAACGAAAAACAAGAGGAGAUUGCCCUACUGUUGGUGAAGAAGGGAGCGAAAGUAGACCGAAAAUAUGUAGGCUAUGCCAGAGAAGACUCACUCAACGACCGAGAAUACAUGAUUCAAAAUCGUGUAGUAGAGAGCAAUGAGCAGAGUAUGGAGAAGCUUCGAAAGUCAGAUCUAGGGUUCAAUACUAUUUUACAACAAGCCAUUGUACUCGGGUUUUCAGGACUGGUCGAUGAAAUGGUCAAGCUUCCUGAAUGUCCACUCGAGGGUCCUGACGCCAACGGUGUGAAACCUCUUACGAAUGCCAUCAAGGUACAAAAUAUUAAGAUGGUUCGCUCACUGACAGGAACUGGUAAGGUAGAUGUAGCUACGAUUGACCCUAUUACGGGUUUUUCGCCACUUAUACUCGCUUGUAGUUUGGGUAAUUAUGAGAUUUGUGCUCAUCUCGUUUUGGAAUGCAAGGUUUCCACGAACAGUUGUGAACCUGCCACCAAUAAGACAGCACUUCACUAUGCGUGCCGUGUUGGAAAUCUAGAAAUGGUGAAACUACUUGUUGAUAAUGGCUCUCGAGUUGAUGAUGUCGAUCAUCAUCACCGAACGCCACUCUUUGAAGCCUGUGAGCAUAACCAUGGCGAUAUUGUCGAAUAUCUCAUCGAAAAACAAGCCAAUGUUGAGCACAAAGACGACGAAGGGCACACAUGUCUUCAUACAUGCUGCAAACAUGGCUCUGUCGCAUGUAUGACCUCACUCAUUGCAAGAGGAGCUGUUCUUAACUCGAAAGAUCUUGCAGGUAGAACACCCUUAAUCGUUGCGUCACAAUUCGGCCAAACAGAAUGCGGACGAGUUUUAGUUAAAGCAUUUGCAUCCAUGAAAAAGCACUGA